Messenger RNA from Suillus clintonianus, 1201 nucleotides. Its product is annotated as mitochondrial carrier domain-containing protein. Bases 7 to 969 code for a protein of 320 amino acids. NCBI's taxonomy places the organism in Eukaryota, Fungi, Basidiomycota, Agaricomycetes, Boletales, Suillaceae. The record is from RefSeq and is a predicted model, not a curated record. The transcript is spliced from 10 exons.
UCGGGUAUGACUUCUUCUACUACACCACGACCCCUCUCUACGCUUGAGAGUUUUCUUUGCGGCGGACUGGCAGGAUGCAUGGCCGUCACUGUCAGCAAUCCGGCAGAAGUAGCCAAGACGCGUUUGCAACUCCAAGGUAGCUGGUCAAAGGUGGAAAAAAAGAGAGUCUAUAAGGAUGCUUUGGAUGUUCUGGCAAAAACUUGGAGAAACGAGGGCAUGCGGGGAUUGCAAAGAGGACUCGGACCCGCGGUAUGUAAAUAUACACUUUUGAAUGGAUCACGUCUAGGGUUCUAUGAGCCUUUCCGACGAGCUAUCAACCGCUCAAUAGGUAGAUCUGGCACCGACCAAAUACCAUGGACUUCUGUUGUAGCUGGUGCCGCAAGUGGUAUGAUAGGAGCUUCGCUCGGGAACCCACUCUUCUUGAUAAAAGCACGAAUGCAGGCAUACUCUCCUAUAUUGCCAGUUGGCGCACAACAUUACUACAAGAGCUCGUUUGACGCAUUCGCCACAAUCUUUAGGACAGAAAAAAUUUGGGGUCUAAUACGUGGCUUGGAUGCAGCCAUUCUGCGGACAGCUAUGGGAUCUUCAGUUCAGCUUCCUACGUACAAAUGGACUAAACACCAACUUGACUCACAUGGAUUACUUCCUUCAAACAGCAUAUUGACUUACCUUGCUAGUUCCUCCGUGUCUGGAGUUUGCGUGUGCAUUGUUAUGCAGCCUACUGAUACGGCCCUUACCCGAAUAUACAACCAACCAACAAUACGCACCCCUGAUGGUCGUUUAGUAGGGACACUGUAUAGGAAUCCCAUCGACUGUCUCUGGAAGACAUUCAAGACCGAGGGCGUGCUCGGGUGGUACAAGGGUUCAACUGCACAGUUUCUUCGUGUUGCACCCCAUACCAUUAUUACCCUCACUGUGAACGAUAUCAUCUUGGCUCUGUAUAAAGAGAUCCGUAAUCGUAGAUCAUGACCUCAACCUGUCUUUGGCCUCUUCAUACUAAACGAAAACCUACAUGUGACUGGGCAUGCCAUAUGGAAUAUGGCCAGAAGACUCGUGGUAUGUAGAACGUAGAAUCGUUCGCACAAUACUGGCGUAGCAUCCCGGUAUUUUAGAGCACACCAAACAUGGACCAAGACCGACUUGGUCCGCAUUUCUUGUUCUGUAUGUAGGAGACAGGAGAAAUAAGAUGAAGGCUAACAUG